AUGGACGGCAUCUUCGCUCCGUUCGGUGUCCGUCUCGAAGCCAGCAAUACUCUCAUUCAAGCUGCCUUCUCUGCCUUUCUCCUGGUUGGUAUUGUAACUUUUGCUGCACCAAUCAUCAGCACCAUCCGUGUUCUGUUGAGCUUGUUUGUCCUCCCUGGCAAGUCUCUCUCCGAAUUCGGUCCUCGUGGCACAUGGGCUCUUGUCACUGGCGCGUCUGAUGGCAUUGGCAAGGAGUUCGCUCUUUCCCUCGCAGCCAAGGGGUACAACCUGAUCCUUGUCUCCCGCACACAGUCUAAGCUCGACUCCCUCUCCGCCGACCUCACCUCCAAGUAUGGACCCAAGACAGCAGUCAAGACGUUGGCGAUGGACUUUGCACAGAACAAGGACGCCGACUACGCUAAGCUGGCGAAGCUCGUGGAUGGACUCGACAUCUCCAUUCUGGUCAACAAUGUUGGUCUGAGCCAUAACAUUCCCGUUCCCUUCAACGAGACGCCUAAACAGGAGAUGAACGACAUCAUUGUCAUCAACUGCAUGGCUACCCUGAGGGUCACCCAGCUCAUCACCCCUGGUAUGCAGGAGCGCAAGCGUGGUCUUGUCCUCACUAUGGCUUCGUUUGGCGGAUUCUUCCCCACACCUCUUCUGGCGACCUACUCCGGUAGCAAGGCCUUCUUGCAGCAGUGGUCCACUGCUCUCGGUUCUGAGCUCCAGCCGUACGGGGUCCACGUCCAGUGUGUCCAGUCUCACCUCAUCACCACCGCCAUGUCCAAGAUCCGCAAGUCCUCCGCUCUCGUACCCAACCCUAAGCAGUUCGUAAGGGCUGUGCUUGCUAAGAUUGGUCGUUCGGGCGGCGCGCAGAACGUUGCCUUCACAAGCACCCCUUACUGGAGUCACGGUCUGAUGCAGUGGUUCUUGUCGAGAUUCCUCGGCGAGAGGUCGCACAUUGUCGUCAAGGUCAACCGCGGCAUGCACAUCGGCAUCCGCAACCGCGCUCUGAGGAAAGCAGAGCGCGAAGCCAAGAAACAGUAA
Molecule: messenger RNA, 1026 nt
Organism: Didymella exigua CBS 183.55
Lineage: Eukaryota; Fungi; Ascomycota; Dothideomycetes; Pleosporales; Didymellaceae
Product: NAD(P)-binding protein
Exons: 2
Coding region: 1-1026 (341 amino acids)
Biological process (GO): fatty acid elongation
Cellular component (GO): endoplasmic reticulum
Molecular function (GO): ketoreductase activity
Source: RefSeq, a predicted model, not a curated record